CACAAUACGUCGCGAAAUCCAACUGAACAAUGUGCGAAGCGAUAAAGUGUAAAACAAAAACAAAAAAAAACAACAGUAAAACAUUUUGUGUGACCGUGAAUUCAAAUCAGCGUGGAACCAAGGUGCGAUAAACAUUUAAUUUCGACAACAAACGAGCUUGAACCAAGCAGUGAUUGAACGAGAACCAGGGCGCAAUAAACGAGACGAAACGCAAUUUCGGGAACAGAUGAACCAACCAACCAACGGGCAACAGCAGCAAUCGAGAGCAGCAAUAUGUGGGAUACGAAUCGCAUACCGCGAGAGGUCUCAAAAACAGAUAAGUACAAAAAGUUAGUUAACUAAGUGAUGACUUUCGAUAAAUUAGUCAAAAAUCUUGAUCAGUUAACACGAAUAGAACAGAAUCUUAGGAAAUCUAUUAAUAAAAGUAAAACAGUAGAUACAUUACAGACAAAUUUAGAAAAAGCUUUUUGGUUGUUUAAUGAGAUAGAAACCGAAUUAAUAGAAAACCAAGAUAAAAUCCCUGAUAAGCAAUUUUUCAUUUAUAUAAAAAAAGCAAGAACUUCCAUUGACUAUAUUAAACAAGUAACACAUAGCAAAAUAGUAAUUCAACCGAAACCAAUUAUAAACCCAAUUUCCGAAAUCAUGCCUUUCGACGCGAGACUUGCCUCGUCAAUCUUAUUGCCAUUCGACGGUGAUUGUGAGAAGCUGUCUGCUUUCAAAGACAGUGUAAAUUUUUUAAAAACAACUCAAGCUGCCGACCUCCCAACGUUAAAGUUAUUCAUAUCUACGAGAAUAUCUGGAAAAGCGCGAGAUGCAUUGCCGAACGAUAUUACUGGGAAAUCAAUUGAAGAAAUUGUUGACUUAAUUAGCCAGCACUGUGAAAGCAAGGUAACUUCAGACCAAGUGCUCGCUAAACUGAAAGGUGUUAAAAAGGGUUCUCCAAAACAACAAUUUUGCGAACAAAUUGAAUCACUUUGCAAUCAGUUGACUAGAACAUAUGUCAAAGAGGGCAUCCCACAGGCGACCGCAAAGAAAAUAGCCACAAAAUCAGGUAUCGAGGCGCUGGUAAAAACUGUUCCAACUGAAAAUGCGAAAAUUGUACUCCAAGCUGGCUCAUUCUCAAGUAUUGAGCAAGCCAUUCAGAAAUUUAAUGAAUUACCCGAUAACUCCGAGAACAAUGAACUUAACCGUAUCUUCAGCGUAAACGCGAACCAAACAAGAUAUCAAAAUAGAAAUCAACAUAGAGGUAAUGGAAGAUACGCCCCACGCGAUGCGGGAAAUAGCAAUUUUUACCCCCGUGGAACACCGUCUUACAAUCAGCGGUUUAACUUUAACAAUACCCCACCGCGUUUCCAAAGGCAAUUCUUCCCUAACGGUAAUUAUCGUGGAGGGCGACCAAACAGCCGUGGUCACCCACACCAGGGACAGCGCGUAAACAGAAUUUAUUUCGCUGACUCACAAACAGCCGCGUCAACACCGAGCAUGCAUAAUAACUUCACUCCGUACAUGCAAAACCCUAACCAACCGCACUGGAAUAUGACCCCUCAGGUACAUCAACCUACGACAGCUACGCCACCACAAAACGAAAAUUUUUUAGGAACGGUGGAUCAAUUUUCUCAAUUAAUGUAGCAGCUUCAAACUUUGUCAACCUUUCGAUAAGCACUUUCGAUAAACCCUGUUCGUUUUUAGUAGACUCUGGAGCAGAUGUUUCAUUGCUAAAACAAAAAUUUCUAAAGCAAUCGACCUCGGUGAACCCAAGAAAAAGUUGUAUAUUACGUGGGAUAACACCAGGAGAACUAAAGAGUAUUGGAACGGUCAACUGCUCAGUCUUAAUCCAAAAUAUAGCUUUCAAUACUACCUUUCACUUGACUGAUGAUGACUUCCCGAUACCAACGGAUGGUAUUCUGGGAAGAGAUUUUUUAACGGCAUAUAGAUGUGAAAUUAAUUAUGACACGUGGA
Aedes aegypti (yellow fever mosquito) is the source of this 1959-nucleotide messenger RNA. RefSeq lists its product as uncharacterized. The record is from RefSeq and is a predicted model, not a curated record. The coding region runs from base 346 to 1629 and encodes 427 amino acids. The transcript is spliced from 2 exons. NCBI's taxonomy places the organism in Eukaryota, Metazoa, Arthropoda, Insecta, Diptera, Culicidae.